AUGAUCCUAGUGAUGACAUGUGACUACAAAAAGAAGUUGUAAUGUUUCACAAAUAAUAUAUAGGGGAUAUAGGGGAUUAGCAAAUUUUCUUUUAGUGCCAUCAGCAAUAUUCCUCUUUAAUUUCUGAUCUAUCUUCUCACCGUAUAUUAUUAGAAAACAAUCAAUAUUUCAAAACUUUAUAAUAUAAUAGUAUAACUAACUAUUAAAUUUCAAGAGUCAAGAACAUGUCAAUACGUAUUGAAAAAUCAAGGGUUUCAAAAUAGUCAAUGAAUAUCAAUAUGUAUUGCAAAAUCAAAGGUUUCAUUAUGUCCAUCAAUGAACAGAAAAUACAUAUAUACAUGUAUCUACUGACGCUAACAUCCACCAAUACAAAAUCAAAGGUAUCAUUAUAUUAUGUCCCUUAGCAUGGUUAAACUUUUGUAAUAGUUUAAAGCAGAUUUCCCAUAUAAACUUAACGUCAAAUAUUAUAUAAUCAGCAAAAUCAGACAUUAAGCAUUUAGUUUACAAUAAAUAAAAUAAUAUCAAAUAUUUAUAUAGAUUAUGAUUUUUAAGCUUUAAAUAAUAAUAUAGAUCCAUUAUUCAAACUAAUGAUUCAAUUAAGAUAAUUAAAAUAUAACAAAUAAAAAAAAUUAUUAACUAAAAUUAUUGAAAAUAUGAUAAUAAUCAAAAUAUACUAAAAUCAUGGAAAACAUGACAAAUAAGUCAAAUCACUUUUCAAAUAAUAGUAUAGAUGUUGAUACUUUUUGCGGUAUACGUCAGACUAUCCACAUAUAAUCUCAAAUCUAAAAAAAAGACAAGAAUCACACACCUACAAGAUCUUCUUUUACAGUUGGGAUUGAGUUGUAUACGGUCAAUAUAACAAAUUUCUUUGUCAUUGAUUUGAUGAGUGAGAUGUACUAUUGGUUAAUGAUGUGAAAAUUGAUCGUAUGGAAUGAGGAUUGAGUGGUAAUGGUAAAGAUGAUCAUGAAGAGUAACGAAUCCAAUCACACACCUACAAGAUCUUUCUUUUACAGUUGGAAAAUUUGAGUUGUAUGACCAAAUUGUGUAGUUAAUUAGGUUCAGAUAUCAGAUUAUCUAUUUUUUUUAAAAUCAAAAUGAAAGUCAAAAGUUAUGAAAAUAUUUUUUCCUUCUAAAUUAUAAACUUAAUAUAUGGAUGUAUAUCUUACAUAAUGCAUCCGUGAUUUUUUUAUCAAAAUAUUAAAUUACAAUUUUUUCUUUAUGAAAAUUUACUUAAUUAAACAAAUUAAAAAUUACUAUCUACACAUUUCUUGUGGACAUGCAUCCAAUUUAUGAUUUCCAAGUAUAUUAUUAAAUCGAGAAAGAAUUAAAUUUUGCUUUUCAUAAAAUUGAUUACCGUGAGAUAUUACAUCUUUUUAUAGAUUGGAGUAGUGCAUGCUUAAAGUUAUAUAAAGAGAUGGAGCUCUCAAAUGUAAUGACCCAAAAAAAAGGAGAGAUAGGUAGAUCUUUCCUAGUUUCUAAAAUGUCCCAAGUAGUGAGUUGUGGUGAGAUGGAACCAAGCAGGUGGUCCAAACUUCCUUCAGAUCUCAUGCAGUUGGUUUUAGAACAUCUUGGUUUUGCAGAUUUUCAAAGGGCUAAAUCUGUUUGUUCAUCUUGGCACUAUGCAUCCAAACAAACUUCACCAAACAAUCAAAACCCUUGGUUGAUUCUAUUUCCAGAAGAAGGUAAAGAUUGCUGCCUCUUGUUUGAUUCCGAGGAAAAGGAUGACAAGUUAUAUAGAAUUCAAAAUCUAGGGGUCAACUUUGCAAAUAGUAAUUGUUUGGCUACUUAUGGAAGUUGGCUCUUGAUGCAAGACGAUCAUCAAUACAAUAUAUUAUACAUUUUGAAUAUAUUCACCUGUGAGAAGAUCGAUCUGCCUUCCAUGAAGUCUCAACUUAGAAUUGUAGAGACUGAAGAUGAUAUGUUUCUUGUAAGAUUACAAGACAACAGAGAUGUUCUAUUCUGGUUUGACGAGAAAACCAAAGAUUAUGUGAUUAUAUGGAUAAUCCAAGCCCGUUUUUUGGUUUAUUCCAGAAAAGGUGAUAAAUAUUGGAAACGAAUUGAGCUUUUCAACUUUAAUUUUGACAUGGUAUACACAGAUCAUAGACUCUACUUGUAUACUAGCUCUCGUGAUGUCAAAGUCUUGGAUUUUUCACAAGAUAUCCCGCGACAAGUAUUCGAGACGCAAGUUAACUAUGAUUAUUCGAAAAAACCAGAGGAUGUUUUCUACUAUGAUGCUCCUCUUCAUGUAUGUAGGAAGAUCAAGACUGAAAAUCUUGUAGUCAGAGUGACUGGUGAAGUUCUGAGGGUUAAGAGCAUAGUUUUGUGCAAUUCUGACGUUUGGUACUUCCGCAUCUACAAGAUGAAUUCAUCAAAUAGCGAGUGGGAGAAACUUGAUUCUUUGGAAGAGGAAGAAGCAAUAUUUUUGGAUCUUGGUAUCACCGUUACGCUUGCCAACACCAUCGAAGGAGUCAAUGGAAACUCAAUAUAUUUCAGCGGCAAUCAUAAUAACUAUUGUGAUUCUGAUUUGGGUCAUUUUUGGAGUAAAAAAGAUAUACUUAUCUUCAAUUUUGGCACACAAGAAAUUGAAAGACCACAUCCAAGUAUCUUUUCGUCCAUUCAAUUAUCUAAUGCUCGAUGGUUUGUCCCAAAUUUCAAACAAAUGUGAUUGGGAAUCUCAACUCUAUUAGUGUACCUUUUCAAUUAUUUUGCAAGUGAGCGUUAAAUUUACCAUGUUCACCUAUGAGAAGAUCGAUCUGCCUUCUGCUUUAUCUCUAUAUUCAGCUCUCUCUGUUUCGUUUUUUCUAGGAGAUUAAAAACGAGUUUUGGAUUACUCUAUGGGUUGUUGUAGUCUCAACUCCAAACAUAUUUAUCUUCCUGCUAUAAUUUUCUCAUAUACAUCAUCUUGGAUUUGGUUUGUGCUAUGUGCAGCGUCUUCGUUAUCAAAUCUUUUGUUUAUGGUUGGUAAAUUAUUAUUUUUGAAUAACCAGUAUAUUUUUACUGUUUUGAAUAACCAAUAGAUUUUGAAUUGAUGCCUUGGCUUAAACACAAUACCUUCUGUUUGAACACAAUUUUCAAACCGAAAACAGUUCGCUAAACCCGAAAAUAGUUUCUUAAACCCGGCCUGAAUGAAAUCUCUAAUUCUCCAAAUCUAGACUCUAAACACGACAUCCUAACCCAAAAUAAUACCCUCAACGGAGAAUCCUCGUCUUGUUGAUUCACCCGUGCUCAUGCACCACAUGACGCAUAGAUAUCUCUAUAAUAUUAUUUGAGAAGUCAGUUUUUUAUGUGUCGCGCUCACGUUAACUCUCACGACGGUUGAUUACGUUGAUACUUUUAAUGAACUAUGAGUUAAUCCGCGCUACGCGCGGAGCUAUUUUGAUUUUUAAAUGUUAACUAUAUAGCUAUUCAUUUGGAUGUUGUAUUCUGAAUAACAACAAAAUUCUAAAUUGUAUGUUUGUGUGAAUAGUUAUUUCUUUAGAAAAAACAGAAAACUACACAUUUUUUCAUAUAGAUGUUUCAUAUAGUUUUCCAUUUUUUAUAUCAUAUAUUUACUUAUUAUUUAAUUUUUCUUAAUUUGUAGGGAAAUUCUUUCAAAUAGUCGUUUUUAAGUUUUUGUCACAAAAUAGUCAUCAAUAAAAAAAUGACCAAAAUAACCCAUUUUAUUUUGAAAAUUUUAAUAUUUCUUUUUUUAUUUUUCAAAAUUUGAAAUCAUAUCCACAAAACUCCACCCCAUAACUCUAAACCCUAAGUCUAGUUUAUUUAACCUUAUAGCAUAGAUGUAUUUUUACUCUUUAAUAAAUGUUUAACUCAGAUAAAUGUUUAAUUUAGUUUUUCUAUUUUUUAUAUUGUAUAUUUACUUAUUGUUUAUCUUCUCUUAUUUUGUAUACUUAUUUAUUCUAAAUUUCUUGCUUUUAUAUCAAUCAUAAUAUUACUAUAUAUAUUUAA
Molecule: messenger RNA, 3945 nt
Organism: Brassica napus (rape)
Lineage: Eukaryota; Viridiplantae; Streptophyta; Magnoliopsida; Brassicales; Brassicaceae
Product: probable F-box protein At4g22060
Exons: 1
Coding region: 1415-2665 (416 amino acids)
Molecular function (GO): protein binding
Source: RefSeq, a predicted model, not a curated record